Molecule: messenger RNA, 579 nt
Organism: Dromaius novaehollandiae (emu)
Lineage: Eukaryota; Metazoa; Chordata; Aves; Casuariiformes; Dromaiidae
Product: olfactory receptor 14C36-like
Exons: 1
Biological process (GO): G protein-coupled receptor signaling pathway
Cellular component (GO): membrane
Molecular function (GO): odorant binding; olfactory receptor activity
Source: RefSeq, a predicted model, not a curated record
CUGCACUAUGGGACCCUCAUGGGCAGCAAAGCCUGUGUCAGAAUGGCAGCAGGUGCCUGGGCCAGUGGUUUUCUCCAUGCUCUCCUGCACACUGGGAACACAUUUUCUAUACCACUCUGCCAAGGCAACACAGUGGACCAGUUCUUCUGUGAGAUUCCUCGGCUUCUCAAGCUCUCCUGCUCAGACUCCUACCUCAGGGAAGCUGGGGUUAUUGUGGGUACUGCCUGUUUAACGUUUGGGUGUUUCAUUUUCAUUGUGCUGUCCUACGUGCAGAUCUUCACAGUCGUGCUGAGGAUCCCCUCUGAGCAGGGCCGGCACAAAGCCUUUUCCAUGUGUCUCCCGCACCUGGCCGUGGUCUCCCUGUUUAUCAGCACUGGCACAUUUGCCUACCUGAAGCCCCCCUCCCUCUCCUCCCCAUCUCUGGAUCUGGUGGUGGCUGUUCUGUACUCGGUGGUGCCUCCAACUCUGAACCCCCUCAUCUACAGCAUGAGGAACAAGGAGCUCAAGGAUGGACUGAGGAAAGUGUUUUCAUGGACAUUUUUCAGCAGUGGUAACAUUGCCAUUGCUCUCCAGAAAUGA